CCCCAUUCGUUUGUAAGCUGCAAACACUCCCAUUAAGAAAGUGUGUUGCCAUAUCUCCUUCCCAUCCAGACUCUCCAACUUCUCGACUUGAAUCCCUCUUUACCCUGAUAAAAACCAGACGAUAGGGGAAGUUUCCGGCAAUUUCUAGGGUUUGUAUACCGGUAAAAAUGGGCACUUUCGUUCUCUCACUCGGACCCAAGAUAACUCCAUCACCAUUUCCGUACAGAACCAGAACCUUGCCCCCAAUUUCCACCGGAACUCGUUUCGGAAUUCUUCCCACUCACAAGCCCUUUCUGCGGGGCACGCUGGGUGUGACCCGGUUCGGGCUCGGUCAUGGUCCGUUUCCCGACCCGGAAGUUUCCGCUUCAAUCAUGAAGAACAUGUAUGAUCGAGUUGAGGGGUUUCUGUAUACCGUCGCUGAUGCUGCGGUUUCGGGUUCCCCGGAUAUGGUUACUGCUGCUAAUUCUGCAGAGACGGCUAAGCAGAACAGUGACUGGCUUUCUGGAAUUACCAAUACGAUGGAGACUGUUUUGAAGGUGCUGAAGGAUGGCCUCUCUACUGUUCAUGUUCCCUAUGCUUAUGGUUUUGCAAUUAUACUUCUUACUAUACUAGUAAAGACUGCAACUUUCCCUCUGACAAAGAAGCAGGUGGAAUCAGCAAUGGCAAUGAAAUCUUUGGCUCCACAAAUAAAGGCUAUACAGGAACGUUAUGCCGGUGAUCAGGAGAGAAUUCAACUUGAAACUGCCCGCAUAUAUAAAUUGGCUGGCAUAAACCCAUUGGCAGGGUGUCUACCAACACUUGCUACUAUUCCUAUAUGGAUUGGGCUGUACAGAGCCCUUUCUAACGUGGCCAACGAGGGACUUCUUACUGAAGGCUUCUUCUGGAUACCCUCCCUUGCUGGUCCGACAGCAAUUGCUUCUCGUCAAAUUGGAAGUGGCACCGCUUGGCUUUUUCCUUUUGUUGAUGGUCAACCUCCUCUUGGGUGGUCAGAUACUCUGGCUUAUCUUGUCUUGCCUGUGCUGUUGAUUAUCUCCCAAUAUGUUUCCAUCCAAAUCAUGCAGCCAUCACAGAGCAAUGAUCCAAACCUGAAGAGCUCUCAAGUCAUCACCAAUUUUCUACCCUUGUUGAUUGGUUAUUUUUCCCUUUCAGUACCUUCUGGUCUUAGCCUGUAUUGGCUCACAAACAACAUACUUAGCACUGGCCAACAGAUCUGGCUUCAGAAGUUGGGGGGUGCAAAAAAUCCUAUAAAGGAAUUAAUGGAUGAUGCUAUUAGUAAAGAGCAACCCAAAAUAAUGGAUUCUCUAUCUGAACCACCCACCACUCCAAAGAAAGAAGAAACGACCACUUCAGCAGGGCCUCGUCCUGGAGAAAGGUUUAGGCAAUUAAAGGAAGAGGAAGCAAGACUAAAACGGAAAAGAGAAGAAGCCAAACGAAUAGCUGAAGAGGCAGCCGAAUCACAGAGAGGUAAUAGUAAUCUGUUGGCAUUAGAAAACAAAGACAUGUCUGAUUUAGCCGAGCAAGGAGUAAAUGGUCAUGCUGUAUCACUAUCACAUAGUGGAGAUUCAUUGCCUGACGAUGACGACUUAUUUCAUUCUGAAAAUCCCAAAAGUGUGAAUGGUGAAAAAACCACUCUCACAACUAAGGGUGAUGAUGAUCAAAGCUCUAGUGAACAUAGCACCCGGACAGAGCAGCAUCUUCAUGAAACUAGCAAAAAGGGGGAAGAUGCUGUGGCAGAGAUCACUGAUAAUGAACAGCCCGUCAAAGCACUUGACGAGCUCUUGUAAAACCAUCAAUGGGUUCAAGCCGAUGGGUUUGAUAUUUGCACCGGCAUUAUUCGCCAGGUUUGACAUUUAGUUGCAGCUGGUAUGAAGAGUCUACACAAGCUAGUAGGGCCCAUGGUGCAAUUUUUGAGGCAGAUGUGUAAAUAUUACAGUAAUUGUUGUAAUAGACAAAUGUUGAGUUAGAUGUGAUCAUAUGAGGCAGGCUACUGGUAAUUGUAGUUUCUUGUUCUGAUGGGGAAUAAACAUCCAAAAUCCACAUUAGGUGUUGUUCUAUGAUGGUUGUUUGAAUGAGUGAGAUAUAUUUUCAUGCACUCUUUGGGCCAAGAAAAGGGCAUCACUUUA
Cuscuta campestris is the source of this 2123-nucleotide messenger RNA. NCBI's taxonomy places the organism in Eukaryota, Viridiplantae, Streptophyta, Magnoliopsida, Solanales, Convolvulaceae. The record is from the annotation of a GenBank genome assembly.